UUCAUAAUUUAUAUUUUCUCGGAGAAUUUUUCCAAUUAUUUUUUCUUCCCCAAACAUAAAAAUAUAUUUUUGUUCUUCGAUUUCUCAGUUUUUUUUUAACAUCACAAAACUUUUAUGGACUUUCAACGUUUGAGGAUCAAAAGUGUGGACGAUGACGAUGCAUUCGGCAGUGGCCGGUCCUAUGUACCGCGGAAUACCUCCUUCUAUUCCGAUUCGGACCAUAGUGGUUCGAUUUCGGUGCGUGAUAUGAUUCGACACUACGAUGGUAAUACAAGAAACGCCAUCAACAACAACAACAAUGUGUCCCGCAGACAAAGUCACACAACGCUCCAUAGUCGCAGGCCAUCUUUCGGUGGUCUAGUUUCACCUGCCAAACCGCGAUCUCAACCCAAUAUGUUGGCGGUGGCCGAUGAGAACAUCGGUGCCAACCUCAUUACCAAUGGAAGAUGCUGCAAGAAUUGUAUAGCUUGUCAGUGCUGUCAGAAUCGAAACCUUAAAAGUUCUGCUGCCAUCCAAAAGUUUCGUAGCUCUGAAACCAUCACUGACCCACAUAGCAAUGAUGCUCUUGCGGCUGCAGGGAAUUCUAGCCAGACUGACAUGCAGAAGAGUCUAGAAUACAAGAAAACACCCGAGUUCGUUGCAUCAAUACCACCAGCAUCCGCCCAACCACCAAAUCCCUUGCGUACCGUUAUGUCGAUGAAGAAUCGCUUAGUGUCGCCGUCAAACGAUAACAUUGGGGAAGUUACUUGUCAUCCGAUCGAAACAUCCUAUCAAAGUAAGACCACAAUUGCCAAGACAGCCACAGGUGUGCGCAUCAUCAUCGACAUAUUCUUUGAUCCAGAACAGCAGUGUGUGAACGCCAGCGAUAUUUUGGGUAGCCGUGUGGAAACCGAUAUACCACAGAGUCGUAUCUUGGAUGAGUUUCAGCAACAAGUAAAUGCGGCCGCUGCCACAGCCAGGGCAACAGCAACAACACCAACAAGAUGCAAUUGAUUCGCCAUGGAACGGAAAGAAGUCUGACACAAGUAGGUGACUGACUAUUCUACUUAUUUUGUUUUUUUGGUUGCCACUGUAUUCGGAAACAGUUUGAGGCGAAUUGAGAUACGAUCUGUGGUAAUAUUCAACUAUAUCCGUUUACACAUUUUUGUAUUUGUAUUAACCCAAUUGCAUACGUGUGUGUGUGUGCGUAUACACAUGCGUUUUAUGCAUGCCAAUAAAUACUUUUGGGGAAUAAAAAUGA
Messenger RNA from Musca domestica (house fly), 1240 nucleotides. RefSeq lists its product as uncharacterized. Lineage: Eukaryota; Metazoa; Arthropoda; Insecta; Diptera; Muscidae. The transcript has 2 exons. The coding region runs from base 115 to 993 and encodes 292 amino acids. The record is from RefSeq and is a predicted model, not a curated record.